This is a messenger RNA of Agrilus planipennis (emerald ash borer), 2107 nucleotides long. Its product is annotated as putative inorganic phosphate cotransporter. NCBI's taxonomy places the organism in Eukaryota, Metazoa, Arthropoda, Insecta, Coleoptera, Buprestidae. The transcript is spliced from 9 exons. The record is from RefSeq and is a predicted model, not a curated record. Gene Ontology annotation, molecular function: transmembrane transporter activity. The coding region runs from base 201 to 1643 and encodes 480 amino acids. Gene Ontology annotation, cellular component: plasma membrane. Gene Ontology annotation, biological process: transmembrane transport; monoatomic anion transport.
UCGUUAUAAUGACACACUAAAUCAUCAUUCAUGUAUAACCGCGCAGGCGACAUCAACUCUCUCAAUAAUACAAUAAAUAAAUGUCAAGGAAUUUAAAGAUAAGAUAUUUAACAAAUUACUGCUGCAGUUAAUAAGUUUAUUCACAAACCGUUCAAAAUUAGUGUGUUCGCGGCAUUUUGACUGUGCGCUAGACACUGACAAUGGUUUCGACGAGUGCAGAUUCGAAUAACUUUGAAAAUAGUGUAGUGGGAAAUAAUGAACCUAAUUCAGGAUGCAACAAUAAAAGAAAUGGAAUAUGUGGAAUAAGACAUUUGCAAGUCACAUUAAUGUUUGGCGCUGUUUUCAUGGGCUACGCGACCAGACUUAACAUGUCAAUUGCUGUUGUUGCAAUGUUAGAUCCAAAUGCUUCCCCAAAUCCAGAUGUACCCGUAUACGAUUGGGAUAAUCAAGGAACCAUACUAUCCUCUUUUCUCUGGGGUUAUUGUGUAUCUCAAGUGGUAACUGGUUAUUUCGCGGACAGGUUUGGAUCGUAUUGGAUUUUAAUGAUUAGUAUGGGCUGUAACUCGGUAUUAUCCAUAAUUAUACCUUUUAUUACGCAAUAUGGUUCGAAUGCUGUCAUCGUAUGCAGAUUAUUUCAAGGCAUCAGCCAAGGACCUUUAUUCCCAUGCAUUCAAUUUCUACUAGGAAAAUGGACACCGAUCAAAGAAAGGGCUAGAUUUGUCGCCGUAACACAAUCAGGAAUCCAACUGGGAUGUAUAUUUACAGUAGCAUUCAGUGGAUGGAUAUCAUCAACCCGUUUAGGAUGGCCAUGGAGUUUUUACAUAACAGGAAUUUUAUCAUUUAUAUGGACCAUUUUCUGGACGUUUCUUGGCUCUAAUAAUCCUUAUACUCAUAAAAAAAUUACAGAAUUAGAAAUUAAAUACAUAACAGACAAUGUAAAUGAAGAAGAUGAAGUUAAGACUAAAACUAUUCCAUGGAAACACAUCAUACGUUCACUACCACUUCUGACGCUUAUAGCAUUUUCAAUGUUAAAUGAAUUUGGAUUUGCCAUGUUUACCAACGAUAUACCUUUAUACAUGAGUAGUGUACUAAAAUUUGAUAUCGACAAGAAUGGUUUCUUAUCUGCCCUUCCAUAUGCUGUUAAUUUCGUAAUUCAUUUUCUAAAUGGCUCGUUUUUUGACUGGAUCAUUAAUAAAAAAUACGUAUCUUUAGAAAUGGGACGGAAAAUCUCAGGGUCACUUGGCGCAAGUGGUUCGGCUAUUGCUUGUAUCGUUCUUGGUUUUCUAACCAGUAACCAAGUUAAUUUAGCAGUAGUAUUCGUCAUAUUGGGCUAUGCAAUUCAUGCUCCUGCUGGAAGUUUAAUUUUCACAAACCUUUUGGACAUAGCUCCAAGAUACAAUGGCACCUUAAUGGGUGUAAUUAAUACAUGUGCCAAUCUAUUUGCUUCUCUAGCACCAUUAAGUGUUCAAUGGAUUGUAACCGAUAAGAGCGAUGUAGCACAAUGGGCGGUGGUUUUCUUUCUUAUGGCAGGAUUUCAAGUUUUCUCCACAAUCCUCUUAAUAUGCUUUGCGUCUGGAGAAGUUCAAUAUUGGAACUAUAUAGAAAAUGAAAAAGAAAGAAGCAAUGACAGAGAUAAUAAAUGAAGACUUAUUUUUGUUAGGAUGAAUUUACGUAGAAGCAGAAAAAGCCAAAUUACAAAUGCGUAAAUAAGAAUGAAGUAUUUAGUUGUGUGUACUAUUUCUUAAAGCAUGCAUAAAAGUCAACUGCGUAUAAAUUAUAUAUAGUAACUGAUGAACAUUAUUCGUUUGUUAUUACAAACAGAAUAAACGAUUAAAUUACAAUAAAGUAGAACAAAGUAAAAACCGUCAAUCACCAAUUAAUUAUUUUCUUACGUUUAACUAAACACACGAUGUUCACCAACCAUACUAACACUAACAUGUUUUACAAUCGUCCGAGAGUUGGCGACUAAUUUGCGAAAAGCAAUAAUUAGUACCGCCUAAAAGUUAGUAGAAAUGUAAUUUUAAUAUAUUCAGAAAAGGAGUGGAUAUUUUGCCAGAAUACCAGGUUAACUAUGUUGCAAAGUCAAAAAUCAUCCUAAAUUAACUAG